AGAUAGCACAUGAGAAGACAUUCUGUAUAAAGAAACUGAACUUGCACCACAGCUGCCCAGUAGUAGGAGAGAGCACAAAAGUUACUGCUAAGUGGUUGGCACAUGAAUGUGAGCAACAGUUGAGGACAGACCCCAACACACCUGUCCAGACUAUAAUUUCAAACUUGAAGCAAAAGCAUGGAAUAGAGGUAUCUGUACAUAUGGCCUAUAGGGCAAGAAAGCUAGCUAAAAAUGUAGUCCUAGGAGAUCAGAAGGCACAAUAUCAUAGGAUAAGGGAUUACCUAGAAGCUGUGCUAGAAACCAAUCCAGGAAGUAGAUGCAUUGUCACAACAAAGCAUCUGAAACUACAUCCAAGCAAAAACCCAAGAUUCCAUGGCUUGUUCAUCUGCCUCAAUGCUUGCAAAGAGGGUUUCCUUAAUGGUUGCAGACCAUUCAUAGGUGUUGAUGGUUGCUUCAUAAAGUUGACAACAGGGCAGCAAAUCUUGGCUGCCACUGGAAGAGAUGGAAACAAUAACAUAUUUCCCAUUGCUUUUGCAAUAGUGGACAAGGAAAACACAGCAAGCUGGUCUUGGUUUCUUACUCAAUUAAAAUAUGCCAUUGGUGGUGAGUCAGGCAAGUUUGGCUACUACACUAUUAUAUCUGACAGGCAAAAGGUACUACUAUCUCUACUCUAAUCAUUGCUUGCA
Molecule: messenger RNA, 686 nt
Organism: Aegilops tauschii subsp. strangulata
Lineage: Eukaryota; Viridiplantae; Streptophyta; Magnoliopsida; Poales; Poaceae
Source: RefSeq, a predicted model, not a curated record